Aphanomyces invadans is the source of this 5729-nucleotide messenger RNA. RefSeq lists its product as hypothetical. Gene Ontology annotation, molecular function: AMP kinase activity; nucleoside diphosphate kinase activity; ATP binding. The record is from RefSeq and is a predicted model, not a curated record. Lineage: Eukaryota; Oomycota; Saprolegniomycetes; Saprolegniales; Verrucalvaceae. Gene Ontology annotation, biological process: nucleoside triphosphate biosynthetic process. The transcript has 11 exons. Gene Ontology annotation, cellular component: cytoplasm. Bases 43 to 5151 code for a protein of 1702 amino acids.
CACGUCCGACUGUUGAAUUCCCCACGCGACGCCCGAGCGAAGAUGUCGCGGCAACUCUUCGUGGCCAAGCGCGUCGAGGCGAACGUGGUCGAAGUGGGCGAGGCCAACUACGUCGAUUUCAGUUUUCAGCGCCGCGAAGCAGUCAAGGCCGACGAGGAACUGCUCGCGCACAUUCACUUUCUUUGGGGUCUCACGGGAAAAGACUCCACCGGCCGAUUGCACGAGGACGCAUACCUCGACUUCUUUCAGCUCGUCGCGUAUGUCGUCGUCACCAACAGCACCCUCGAGUCCGCCCGAGAACUCGCCAAACGAGAUUGGCCGUACGAUGCCCGUGGCCGUGAUGCGCUGAAUCUGGCAGAGUUUACCGAUGCCGUGUUUGAAAUCUGCGAUAUCUUUUGCCCAUACACCGACUCGCACGAGUAUUGCGUCUUUCUCAUGGACGUCCGGCGACACAUCACGAUUCCAGACUUGAACGACGCCUUCUUCCAAGCGACGGCCGCAGAGUUGCAGCCGUUGCUGAAGGAGGUUGUCCCGUUCCGUUGGCGCACCAACUCAGAGCUGAAGAAGCUGCCGCCAAAGACAAUAGACUUGUCGAGCAACGAUGCCGACGCUCUCUUGCGCAACAAUCGAAAUGGCGACUGGAUCACGGGUGUUACGAUCUCGCAGGCCGAGUGGAAGACUCUUUCCUUCCGAGCAAUCCUUUGCGCCAUCCACACGCAAUUGUUCAGUUCGUUCUCGCAGAAAUUACACGCCACGACGAAGGGCCAACUCGAGUCGGAAUACCGCCUGCACCAGGCUAAGCAACCGAUGCCGAGAAUGCUGCGAGAGCCAUCGAAGACCAGCGUUCUCGCGGCGGUCGCCGCUGCAAAACCUGCCGCUAGCGCGUUGCAUGUUCCGUUCAUGACGGAUCGCAUCCGGCCCGAAGUUUGGGACCCCGAAGUGGCCAACCUAUUGCAAAAUAUCGCCCCGCGGCCAGGCAUUUGCGUCGUUGGACCGCCACGGUCUGGCAAGUCGCGACUCGCCAUGGCCCUUGCCAAAGAGCUCGGCGUGAUCUACUUUUCCAUUCCCUUGGUGCUUGAGAUUGCAGCCAAGACGUCACCCCCUGCGCCAGAUGCUACAGACGUCACUCCUCGGGCAGCAUUGUACGCUACAGUUCGCGAGGUCUUGUUGUCCGGUCGAACCGUGUCCCGCGAAGAUGCCGUCGCUGCGCUGUUGUAUCACAUGGUCGACUCAUUGGAAGGCACCCAAGGCUUUCUCGUGGACGAUCUGUAUCCGCAUGACGCGUGGGGCAGCGACGCAUUCCUAGGUUUGCAUUUCACGCAUGUCGUGUGCUUGACGGGGUCGCAAGCCAACUGUGCCGAGCACGUCGCGUCCAUCUCGCUGUGUCCCAAACGACGACUCCUGUACUCUGCCCGCGAUCUCGCGCAGUUCACUGGCGUCAUCGGGUUUGCCGAUACAUACGUGGAACCUGCAGCAGCUCCAGUCCCGCCCCCUGCAGUCGUCACACCGCCGACAUCGGACGAUGACGCCGAGAACGAGGAUGCGGAUGAAGAAGAUGACGAAACCGCGAAAGCGAAUACAGCAUCUCCUGUCGAUUCCCUCGCGCCAAGUCGGUUUCCCCGCCUAUCCUUGGACCACUAUGCCCCGUACUUGCUGCCCGUCAAUCAAGAUCGUGUGCUAAACAUCGGCAACUUGUGGCUACAAACGUUCGAGACCGAAUUUAGCGCGUACGAACGCAGCGUGGCCAAAACGUUGGCGACCGUGCCGGCCGACACCCAAGUCGUGCGCAUAGCCUUUCACCAAUCGCCCCUUGGAAUCUUGCAGCAGGCCGUUGCGGCUCUUACGGGGAGUCGACCUCCGUUAUCGCGACUGCCUCCGUCUUUGUCCGUCGUGCAUGUCGAGUUGCCGCCGGAGGUUGCAUCGGCCAGUCGAGGGGAUCAAAUCCGAUGGCUCCUCUACGGGGACUGGGCGCCAUUGAUUCAAGACGGCGGCGUCCUCGCGCCAGUGCAGCACUUGGUACCGCCAGCGGAACCGCGGAAGCUCUCAGUCUUUCGUGGAUUUUGCCCCGUGGACCCCAAACGUCAGGGGCUUCCUGCCUUUGCAGCGCUCUUUUCUGGUCGGGUGUAUUUGCUGUCAUCUACCGAAGCCCUUCGAACGUUCCGAGUGAGUCCCCAGCCAUUCCUCGAGCGCGUGAUCUCGCCUCUGCACGAGCUGCGGCUCCCGCGGCUCCAAACGCACACCAAACGCCUCUGGGUCCUUGUGGCGACGACAUUGCCCCCACCGUCGUUUUCACUGCCACGGGUCGUCGCCGCCGUCGCUUCCAGCAUUGGCCAUUCAAGCGCCAAGGAUAUAGUGUUUGAGCCAACCAAGAUCUUGGCAGCGCCGGCCGAUCCUGAAAUUGCAAACAAACUGCGUACAGGGGAGAGUAUUCCGCACGACGUGGUGACGAACGCGGUGCUGCAGCAUCUAGUUGGGCAAGGGCAGGACCCAUGGAUAGUCCACGGGGUUUCCAUCGCCACCGCGACUUGGACGUCGAUGAAGGAGCUUGGGGCAUUGCCAGAUGCUGUCCUUGUGUUCGAUCCACCACCGCCCGGACCGGACGACGCGCCCCUGUCAAAUCAAGAAAAGGAACAUCGCGCUUCAGUCCAAGCGCUUCUCGCCAGCAUUGUAGCUGACAACGCGACAACCAUCACAAUUCCCGUGGACGCAACCACAACCGACGACGACAUUGUUGUGGCGCUUCAUCGACAGCUCAAUCCGUGGUACUUCAAUCGUUUAGAUGCGGACGAAGAUGGCGGCAGUUCCAGCACCACACCACCAAUGUCGUCUUUGGAAGAAGCUCAGCGAGCACAAUGGGGCGAGACUGGAUCAUUCUGCCCUGUGACGUUUGCGACAGCUCCGCUGUGGCGCCUUGUGCCGGGCAAGCCCACCGAAUGGGUGAGCUACAUGAAACAGCGCUCGUAUGCCUUUGUCGGCCCUGCUGAGAAAGCUGCAUUUGACCGGAAUCCAUGCAAAUACAUUCCCCAAUCGGCGACCACAAUGUUUCGCCCGAUUGUGUUGUUGCUAGGGCCAUCGUCGUCGGGCCGUCGAGCUGUGGCUCAAGCGUUGGAGGAGCGCAUGCACGCCACAACAUUUGACUUUCACCGCGUGCUUGAGGCGUAUGACCGCCUCGUGACCAUUGAAAAAUUCAACGCAGGGACCGCGGACGACGAAGACAUCGACGACGCGGUGAAGGUGCAGCUCUACGGAACAAGCUUGGCUGCCGAGUGGGCUGCCGUGGACAGAGCGGGGUCGGCACCGUACAUUUUGCCGGGACUGGGAUUCACCGAGUCGCGAGUACCGUCGCUAGAUUUGCUUGCGCUGUGUGUGGCGCGCAAAUGGCUGCCGUUUGUAGUCGUUCCCAUGGAUAUCGAUGCUGUGACGGCUGUCCAACGCAAGAUGCAGUCGUGGGCAUACGUAUCACCCAAGGCGCCUUCCGACGACGACGGCGACGAUGGAGCAAAGGAAAACGCCAAGGAAAAGGCAGUGCGUUUGGCUGCACAAGAAGCGGCCGCGAGAGAAGAAGAGACGAUUCGAGUCACGGACAUUGUCACGGCGGAACUUGAGGCGUACACGGCAGCCCUCGACUUUCUGAAAGAGCAAGGCGUACGCAUUGCCGACCGCGUGGAUGCCAACCGUGGGCACCAGCGUGUCGUAAAAGAUGCCCUGGCAAGUCUUCUGAAGGCUGGGGUCGCCAAGAAGGCCAAUAUCUUUUGCCAGCUAGACGUCACUCCCCUCGAUCGAGUGCGGACACUUGUGGCAGCUGGGUACUGGACAAUCGGACACCACGGACCGCACUGCCCCGUCGUCGGGGAGUCCCAUCGCUCCACGGACCCGCUCGAGUCCCAGGUGUGCGUCGCGUAUCGCGGGCGAGUGUACGUGCCGAGCGAUGUAAAUGCGUUUGCGGCGGCGCCGUGGUCAUUUGCAAGUCGAGCGACUCGUCCAAGUGUGCCGGGGGUGUCGAUUGCGGUCGUCGGUGGCCCGCGCAGUGGCCAAACGACUGUCGCCAAGGGGUUGUGCACCAAGUUUGGAGCUGUCUUCGUCUCGCCCCACGAUGCAUUCCAGUGGGUACAUGCGUGCCAACGAGGCACGUCGUUGUGGACACAGGUCCAGGAAUUCAAAACAUCCAGCGACACCACCGAAUUCGACUUGACGUCGAUCACACAAGCAUUGCUGCUUCAAGUUCUCGUGGCUCGAAUUCGAUCGUUCGAGUGCCAGCUUCGUGGGUGGGUCCUCGAUGGCUAUCCGACCAGUGUAGCGCAGUGGGUCGAAUGGGAAAAAAUCGCCGACCCAGGCGUCUUGCCGGCGACCGUCGUGUGGCUGGAAGGGUCCCCAUACGAGCUACUUCGCCAUGACGGGCAGAAACGCGGAGCAACGUCGCUGGCUUUGCUCCAGCGCAUCAAAUCGUGGCACGCUGCGCGGGUUUCGUUGUUUGUUGCCAUGACGAAAACGUACGGCGUUGGGUUUGUCAAGAGCAUUUCCGUCGAUGGAAAAUCAGCGUGGAAGGUAGUCGCCGAGGCGCAUCGCGCAAUCGCUGACGUCGUUGAUGCUACUGCCACUUAUUGGCAGGCGCUAGCGUCCCACCGCCCUGCACCUACGUACAACAUCCGUUUGUCCCAGUCCCAGGUGCAGCUGCACCCAACCAUCUCCACAUAUUGCCCCGUCGGGCUCGCCGCCCACCGCGUGGUUCUGAGCCACACGUUGGAUCGUGAGUUGGGUGUCGAAUUCCAGUCCUUCCAGUUCUACCUUGGCUGCCCCAAGAGUGUUACCGAGUUUGUGGCGAACUCUGGGAAAUAUCUCGAUGCCGCGGCGACGUCGGGGCCACCGUCGGCGCGCGAUGUAGGCAUCGGAACCUUGCUCUGCCAUGGAAUGAACAUUGCUCUCGGGUUCCAAGGAUACUGCCCCGUGACAUACAAGCUCGGCCAGGGUCCAAGGGACUGGGGGUCCAUUCGAAAGGGAAGUCGAUACAUUUUGGCGGCGUUCACCAGACCAUCUUUUGCUUUGUCGACCACGCUGCCAAACAACGCUUUCUCCUCGAACCGUCAAUGUAUGCGUCGCUGGAACUGCCGACAAAGCUGCCGCCGCUGGUCGAGUCGUCCCCGUUGGACGUAACCAUCCCUGGUCGGUUGGAGCAAGCGCUGACUCGUAUAACGGAAGAGGCGAUGGUCGCCUUGGGUUCUGAGCGCUUCAAGUUUCCGUUUGUGAGCAGCCAAGCGUCGGCCGUCAUGUAUGUUGCGCUAUUCCUCAAAUCCAAGAAGAAACCCUCCAACCAGCAGCAAUACGACAAGCCGCUACAAGUCCAGGCGUUGCUGCAAAACUUUGUAGACGACUGUCGACUGGGUCAAGACAUCAAAGAACUGACGGCGCCGGUGGGAUCCGCGGUCAAGGGCGUGCGAACUAUCCGGGAUAAGGGAGACGGCAAGGACAUCCAGGCCAAGAAUGCCAGGUUCGACACGCUCUUGGCUGCACCACAAGCAGCCUUUCGAUGGUAUGCAGCCCGAGGGCUCGAGAAAUAAGUGCACCAAAAGAAUGCUGCGCCAGCGUGGCUGCACAAGGACGGAGCACCAGUUGCGUCAGGCAACCGCGUCGCCAUGGUGGACGAGCAUCCAAGGUUGAAUAACGUUGAUUGGUCAUUAAUAUGUUUGGAGUAGCCAAUGAACUCCGUCUAUAGUCAAAAUUCUCUCUUUUGC